CCGGCCGGAUAUCCGUGGCUAGACGGAAGCGGGCCGUCCUUUCCUUGGCGGAGCGCAGCCAUGGCUCGGGGUCCCAAGAAGCACCUGAAGCGUGUAGCAGCUCCAAAGCAUUGGAUGCUGGAUAAAUUGACAGGAGUCUUUGCUCCCCGUCCAUCAACAGGUCCCCACAAAUUGCGGGAAUGCCUUCCACUCAUCAUCUUCCUUAGGAACAGACUCAAGUAUGCCCUGACAGGAGAUGAGGUCAAGAAGAUCUGCAUGCAGAGGUUCAUCAAGAUUGAUGGAAAAGUCCGCACUGACAUCACCUAUCCUGCUGGCUUCAUGGAUGUCAUCAGUAUUGAGAAGACAGGUGAGCACUUCCGUCUGGUAUAUGACACCAAGGGUCGUUUUGCAGUUCACCGCAUCACAGCUGAAGAGGCCAAGUACAAGCUGUGCAAGGUGAGGAAGAUAUUUGUGGGCACUAAAGGAAUCCCUCACCUGGUGACCCAUGAUGCCCGUACCAUCCGCUACCCAGAUCCUCUCAUCAAGGUGAAUGACACUAUCCAGAUUGACCUUGAGACUGGCAAGAUCACAGACUUCAUCAAGUUUGACACAGGUAACCUGUGUAUGGUGACUGGUGGUGCUAACUUGGGCCGUAUUGGUGUGAUCACUAACCGGGAGAGACACCCAGGCUCGUUUGAUGUGGUGCACGUGAAGGAUGCCAAUGGCAACAGCUUUGCCACCAGGCUCUCUAACAUUUUUGUUAUUGGCAAAGGUAACAAGCCAUGGAUCUCCCUGCCCCGUGGAAAGGGAAUCCGUCUGACCAUUGCUGAAGAGAGAGACAAGAGACUGGCAGCCAAACAGAGCAGCAGUUAAACCCUCAAAAGUGGACAAACAGCAGGCCAUUUCCUUUGUCAAAUAAAAUUGUUACUAACUAAAACUGCCUUUUUCCCCACCCUCUGAACACCAGUUCUUGCAGGCCUGUGGCUCUGAUAGCCUACAGUGCACUGUCAGCUUACCAAAUCACAGGACUCUGGUCACUCUAGAAUACUGGGAGGUGAUGAAGACUCCUUGCUACUGGGGUCUUAUUAAGAUCUGCCAGUUGUGAGAAGGCUUCUUCACAAAGCCACAGUCCUCUAAUGCUUUUCCCUUUUAGAAUAAGGGUUCUCAAAUUGGGAGUUGACCCCUUGGAGUCACAAGGUUAUGGGGGGGAGGGGCGGUCAUGAGCUUUCUGCCUCAACCCCUCAACCCUGCUUCACCUGCAGCAUUUAUAAUUGUGUGAAAUGUAUUUUUAAUUUGUAAGGGAAGUUGCUGUGUGAAAGGGGUCACCAAUGCAAAAGUUUAACCACUGCCUUAGAGGCUGUCUGCUACCUCCCAACAAAAUAAAACAAUAAAAUGGGUUGUCAUAUUUUG
Molecule: messenger RNA, 1389 nt
Organism: Chelonoidis abingdonii (Abingdon island giant tortoise)
Lineage: Eukaryota; Metazoa; Chordata; Testudines; Testudinidae
Source: RefSeq, a predicted model, not a curated record